Striga asiatica is the source of this 915-nucleotide messenger RNA. The record is from the annotation of a GenBank genome assembly. NCBI's taxonomy places the organism in Eukaryota, Viridiplantae, Streptophyta, Magnoliopsida, Lamiales, Orobanchaceae.
AUGGAGUUCUCAUCCCAACAAAACAACCCUUCCCAAAGCAACACCGGGCGACGACGAAAGGGAAAGGGUCGUCAGAGGAUCGCCAUCGAGAAAAUCGCAAACGAGACAAAUCGCCAGGUCACCUUCUCAAAGAGGCGCGCGGGACUUUUCAAGAAGGCGAGCGAGCUCAGCACUCUCUGUGGUGCCGAGAGCGCCAUUGUCGUCUUCUCCCCGAGCGACAAGGCCCAUUCGUUCGGGAACCCGAGCGUGGAUGACAUCACCGACAGGUUCCUCAGCCAGGUCACCCUAAAGAGGCCCGAUAAUGAAUGGGCCUACUUGGACCCACACAACAACCCAAUCAUGCGCCACCGCAACAUGGAGCUUGCCAACUUGGAGGCCCAAUUGGAGCGAGAGAAGAAACACAACAAGGAGGAGAAGGCGACGAGGGAAGUGGGCCGGGCCCACAUAGGGAGCCCGCCGAACCUCAACGGGCUCAACUACAAGGAGCUAAAGCAAUUGAAGAAAUCGGUAUUCGAGUUCAAACGUAGCUUCGAGGCCAAAAUGAAGAACGCCACGCGGGCUCUUGAUGUGGGGCCCGAUUACGGGUCCUUAAGUGGUUACGCGGCACUAUCCGACAUCAAGCCGAAUGUUGGGCUCCCGAACAAUGGUCCGGUGGGGGAAAACCCUAGCGCGGGAUUUUUUUUGGGUCAUCAUGGGUAUGUUGACCCGUUUGACCCGACGGUUGGAAGCUACGGUUUCGCGUUCGCGAAUAAUAACCCCCAGGAGGGUGGUGGAUCGGGUUUCGGGCUUUCGAGUUACGAUGGUGGAUUUGGUAGUGAUGUGGUGACACAAGGAGGAGUCCAAAGGGGAACACUACAGGGCUAUGGCCAGGACCAGUCUCAAGGGUUUAGUAAUUACUAUGGUGGUGGAAAUUGA